This is a messenger RNA of Truncatella angustata, 2706 nucleotides long. RefSeq names its product transcriptional repressor TCF25-domain-containing protein. Bases 195 to 2498 code for a protein of 767 amino acids. Gene Ontology annotation, biological process: ribosome-associated ubiquitin-dependent protein catabolic process; rescue of stalled cytosolic ribosome. The record is from RefSeq and is a predicted model, not a curated record. Gene Ontology annotation, cellular component: RQC complex. The transcript has a single exon. NCBI's taxonomy places the organism in Eukaryota, Fungi, Ascomycota, Sordariomycetes, Amphisphaeriales, Sporocadaceae.
GUUACAUCAUCGCCAGUCAAGGGAUUGCCCCACCAUAGAAUUCCUCAUCCCACCAACAUCACCAUAUUACCGCCUGCAAUUUAUACUUGCGCAACAGAGUUCCCGGGAAUCAAGGUAUCUGGGACAGCUACUCAGAACUCUGCAGUCGUUAUUUCUUUUUGUCUCGACGUAACUUCUCAUCGAUUCCUGUCAUCAUGUCGAGCAGACAGCUUCGCAAGCUGCAGAAGCAAAGAGAGCUUCAAGCUCUGGAGAACCCAGCGUCCGAGAGUGAGAGUGAGGAAGAAGUGCCUAUCGCAAAGCCCAAGCCAAGCGCAUUUUCUGGGUUUGCAGCGCUGGGUGGUGGCGACGAUAACGACGAUGAUGAUAAUAAUAACGAAGACGACGAACCCGAACCCGAACCGCAGAAAGAUGAGCCGGAGCGGGUAGAGACACCGAGGCCGUCAGCUAAGAAGAGCAAGAAAAAGAAGAAGAAGGCCAAGAAGACCGCCGAUGAAACACCUACAAGACAUGACAUGAAAGCAAAGGUUCCAUCGGCGAAAGCCGACCAAGAGGAUGAGAUUGAAAAGGCACUCCGCGAGCUCAACCUCAAAGCGCAAGUCGCUGGUGGUGCCGAUUCUGGAACAAGUCCCGAGUCUAUAGCCUACGAACGAAUUUGUGACCUUCUACGCAUCAACACGUAUCAUCUCAAGGUCCUCAACGAGAUGCGCAACUUAUUCGGCAAAGACGCCAUGGAAGCCGCACGGGCCGAAGAACAGGAGGAGGAGCAGAAUCGCACUCGCCGGCGUGGUAUGCAGCAGCUACGACAAAACGUGGACCUGGAAACUUACCUCAAGGGACUGCCGGGCAAGACGUUGCCAGAAGUCACCCUGCGAAGAAAUCCUUUCUUACCUGGCAAAGAGACCUGGCCACGCGCACCUGCGGACGGCCUCACCAUGAGGCAGAUCAAAGACGGCACUAUCGACACCAAGUGUGGAACGAUCGAGUUCGGAUUUGCGCAUGAUGAUAACUACGACGCUCAGGAGUCACAGUUCUUUCAGCUUGUGCAGAUGUACGAUCCGAUGCAGCUGGUGCACUUCCUCCACCGUCAUCCGUACCACAUCUCCAGCUUGAUCCAAGUCAGCAAGGUAGCAAAGCAGGACCAGAACAACGCCCUUGCCGGUGAUCUUUGUGAAAGAGCGUUGUUCACUUUUGGCCGAGUGUCGAUAUCGGCCUUCCGCCAAAAGUUGGAGGAGGGUAAGGCCAGACUUGAGUUCAGGCGGCCAGAGAACCGCCAGUUCUGGUUGGCAGUAUACCAUUACCUGAGGAGCUUGACGAUGAAGGGCACAUACAGGACUGCUCUGGAGUGGACCAAAUUGCUUUUCAGCAUGGAUCUCAGUGAUCCAUAUGGGGUCAUCCACUUCAUGCAUCCCCUGGCAAUCCGUGCCCACGAGUCCAAAUGGUUCAUUGAAUUCUGCGAUUCCGAAGCUUUGGACCAUUGCGAUACCGCACAGGACUACAUAAGACAGACUCUCGUAUUGGCGCGUCUCCAACAGAAGGACGCUGCGGGUGCGAAAGCACUGGCCGUUGAGGGCAUGGAGAGGCUGCCGUGGCUAUACAGCGCAAUCUUCAAAGCGCUGAACCUCGAUCUGCCACGUGCUAUUUGGGGCAUGGAACCGCGCGAUGAACACGAGCAGCUCUUCACCGAGCUUUAUCUGCACCAAACCAAACAGUUAUGGGAUAACCCGCAAGCCACCGGACUACUUAAGGAAGCUGCCGCACUCGCACAGAAGCCUGCUCUAUCAUCCCUACCUGUGUCACCGGUUGCCGGUCGUAACGUUGGACGGUUUGUUUACCUGGACAACACACCCGCUUUGAUGGGGUUGGUGCCUGGGGGUAUGCUACACGGAUUCCCGAACUGGGAUUUUGACCCUCUACCACCGGCGAAGGAGGAAAACAUCUUCAGCUACGAGUCACAAAGUCUUCCGUGGAACCCGGAUCGUCCAGCUACUGGCGGGGCGUCUGGCGCACGCGGACUUGAUCUCGCUAAUCUUGGUGGACGCGACGGUUUUCUACGUGUACUUAAUCAGGCACGACAACAAGGUGCGCCUGUUGAGGUUCUCCAAGCGUUGGAACAGGCCAUGGCAGGACAAGACAUCGGUGGCAACGGCGACGGCGAUUUCGUGGAUAACACAGGCGAUGAGGGUCAAGAUACCGAUGGUGAUGAUGACCCGGACGCUCUUGAUCAGAGGGGGCUGUGGCAGAGUUUCGUCGAUAUGAUAAUGCCAUUGCGAUACUCCCAGGGUGAUGAUCUCCCAGCAGAGCUUGAUCAGAUUGACGGGCUUGCAUCAGAUGAGCUUCAACAAACACCUGGCGGCUGGGUUGAUAGCGACGACGAGAUGCCUGCUCUUAUCAGGGAGCAUCUGUCGGAGGAUGAGGGAGAGGAUAGUAACAGCCACGGGAGACGGCAGCCCACAGUACAGGAUGACUCUGAUGAUGAAAUAGCUCGGCGCCAACAUUAAGGAGGGGCAAACCGAGUGUUCUGUGUGUAGUAAUCAGUAAUCGCAGAACUAGGCUGGUUGGCAUCAGCAUGCCAAGUGCUCGGUGCACACAAGCAGUCUGCAGCAAGGCCACGUGUAUCUCAGGUACGAUGCAGAUCAAUAGAUAUGGCCCGCAUGUUAUCCAUGUAAAUAUUGAACAAAUAUUGAACAAGUAUUGAGAGGACGCCAU